Molecule: messenger RNA, 2843 nt
Organism: Arvicanthis niloticus (Nile rat)
Lineage: Eukaryota; Metazoa; Chordata; Mammalia; Rodentia; Muridae
Gene: Fsd1l
Product: fibronectin type III and SPRY domain containing 1 like
Molecular function (GO): protein binding
Source: RefSeq, a predicted model, not a curated record
ACGGCGGCAGAGGUAGCGGAUCUCAAAGGCUCCUCCGGCUUCUCACGCAGCUCCGGUGACAGGUUCGGCCCGGAGGGCUUCGUCCCUCGCCAUGGACUCGCAGAAAGAAGCUCUACAAAGAAUCAUUUCAACUUUGGCAAAUAAGAAUGAUGAGAUUCAGAACUUUAUUGAUACACUAAAUCACACACUGAAAGGAGUUCAGGAAAAUUCUUCCAACAUACUUUCAGAAUUAGAUGAAGAGUUUGAUAGUUUAUACUCUAUAUUGGAUGAUGUGAAAGAAAGCAUGAUUAGCACCAUCAAGCAGGAACAAGCGCAUAAGUCACAGGAGUUACAGAGUCAGCUUAGUCAAUGUAACAAUGCCUUGGAGAACUCUGAAGAACUACUAGAAUUUGCAACAAGGUCAUUAGAUAUUAAGGAACCUGAAGAAUUUUCAAAGGCUGCCAGACAGAUCAAGGAUAGAGUCACAAUGGCUUCUGCCUUUCGCCUUUCUUUGAAACCAAAAGUCAGUGACAACAUGACCCAUUUAAUGGUGGAUUUCUCUCAGGAAAGACAGAUGCUGCAAACUUUGAAGUUUUUGCCAGUCCCCAAAGCUCCAGAGAUUGACCCAGUAGAGUGUUUGGUAGCUGACAACUCUGUAACUGUAGCUUGGAAAAUGCCUGGAGAAGAUAAUAAAAUUGACCAUUUCAUAAUGGAAUACAGGAAAACGAACUUUGAUGGGCUCCCACGUGUAAAGGAUGAGCGAUGCUGGGAAGUGAUUGAUAACAUCAAGGGUACUGAAUAUACAUUAGCAGGCUUAAAAUUUGAUUCAAAGUAUAUGAAUUUCAGAGUGAGAGCCUGCAACAAAGCUGUGGCUGGAGAAUACUCUGAUCCAGUGACCCUAGAGACCAAAGCACUUAACUUCAGUCUAGAUAACUCGUCAUCCCAUUUGAACUUGAAAGUGGAAGAUUCCUGUGUAGAGUGGGAUCCCACUGGAGGAAAAGGCCAAGAAAGUAAAAUUAAAGGAAAAGAGAAUAAGGGCAGUAUCCAUGUUACUUCACUGAAGAAACACACAAGAAGUGGCACACCAUCCCCAAAACGGACAUCUGUAGGCUCCAGGCCACCAGCAGUCAGAGGCAGCAGAGACCGUUUUACUGGGGAGUCAUACACAGUGCUAGGAGACACUGCUAUUGAAAAUGGACAACAUUAUUGGGAAGUAAAGGCCCAGAAGGAUUGUAAAUCUUAUAGCGUGGGUGUAGCAUAUAAAACUUUAGGCAAAUUUGAUCAGUUAGGAAAAACAAACACUAGUUGGUGCGUUCACGUCAACAGCUGGUUACAGAACACUUUUGCAGCCAAGCAUAAUAAUAAGGUGAAAGCUUUGGAUGUUCCUGUACCUGAGAAAAUAGGUGUGUUUUGUGACUUUGAUGGGGGUCAACUUUCAUUUUAUGAUGCACACUCAAAGCAGUUGCUGUAUUCCUUCAAGACAAAAUUUACUCAGCCAGUAGUACCUGGUUUCAUGGUUUGGUGUGGUGGACUUUCUUUGAGUACUGGAAUGCAGGUUCCAAGUGCUGUGAGAACACUUCAGAAAAGUGAAAAUGGAAUGACUGGUUCAACGAGCAGCCUGAACAAUGUCACUCAGUUGAAAUAGCUGAGCUUCUCUGCUCUGCUUAGCCUGCUGUGGAAAGCUGGCAAGCUCUCUCCAGCACUCUGCAUUGCUCUAUGUCUGCUCGCACAGCUUGGACAUGACUGCUUUCCAUGAAGGAACUCUAGGGGAAGUGGACUGUAAGGGAUGUAUCACCGGUGUGAAGAACUGUUCCAUAAAAUAUGUAUUAAGUAUUGUAUUUCCCUCUUAGCAGUUGAAUUCCAAACCAGUUUCAUUUAGCUGGAAAUACACAGGAAGGAGCUGCCUUAAGCACUUUAGAAAAAAAGAAUUUGCUACAAUUCAUUUGACUCAGCUGAUUGUGUCACAUCUUUUAAAUACUGGUAAAUAUGUAUAUACCAAGUAUUUAAUGACUAAUGCACAUAGAAAUUUAAUAUACAGUGAUCUUUUGAAUGUUCCGGAUAUAGGCUUUUUAAAAUGUGUUAAGAGUGUCUGUCUGUCUGUGGGUUUAAUUGAUAGCACCUCUACCAUGUUCCAGUAAACCGCUGACCAGCCAGGCUGGGCCUUCUCACUCUGUUCUAAUAUUCUAAAAAACUCAAACCAUAAACAAUAUUAUGUAUAAUUUGAACUUCCAUGAUUGAUCCUUGAUAUAAAUAAUAAAAGAAAAUAUUUAUGAUGAAAUAUUUUAAUUAGGUCAAUUUCCUAGAAUUACAUAGUUUUUUCUAUACAUAUCUUUUCCAUGAACUUAUAGCUAUUUAUGUAUUUGCAGUUGUUUCUUUCAAAAACAAUUUUUUAAAAAAAAAUUGGAAAGGGAUAUAUAUGGGAAGUGAUUACUCCAAAGAAUAUUAAUCUUAAGAGAAGACAGUAUAGGCCCCUUACCAUGAAAUACAUCAGGCUAAAAUCUCAACUGUUCUAGUCAUAGAUUUUUAGCUUCUUUGUUAGAUCAGCAUAUAAUUCAUAUAACAGUACUUAAGUUUUUAUGAUGUGCAUCAAUUUUAUUACUUUAUGUCUUGGUUUCCAAAAGUAGUAGAGUUUAAUUCACCAUAUGAACGUCAUUCUGCUAAUUUUGAUUUGAUAGUCUUGAUCUAAAAAUAAUGUUUUGUUACUAUGUCACUAAAUUUCUAAAAACAGCAUUCAUGGCCUGGCAGGAUGGCUCACAAGAUUCCAAUAGGAUGGCUUGAGUUUGUUCCCUGGAACCCAAAUGGAAGGGGAGACUUACCUCCUGCAAGUUGUCUUUUGACCUACAUGUGUGCAUGCACAUGUGUGC